AUGCCCCUCGCCCUCCAGAAGGAAGACGUGUGGCGGCCCGUUCUGUUACCUUUGUCAGACGGGACGGAGCGGAGCAUCGUCAAACCCGUGAUCCUGAGGGAGUUCCUGUACGUUCUGCGCGAGGGGGAGCACACUGCCCUCCAGACCCCCAACAGGCGAUCAGUACCACUUGCUCAGUAUAUGAAAGAAACAGAAAUGUAUGUUCUCUACAAAGGCAGUGAAAAUACUCUACUUCUCAUUUAUGUUGUGAGAAUAGAGGCCAUGUGCAUAUUCCGACUACAUAACUAUCCCUUUGACAAACAGAAAUGUCGACUGGGAUUCAACUAUUAUGAUAACCCUGAAAUAAGUGUUCUACAGAAGGGUGAAAUCUUCAUGGAGGCUACAAGGGAACUACUGGAAUACGAGAUUGUAAAUGAGACCAUGGCUGUUGGCGUAACCACCCAGUUUAUGUCGAGUCUCCAGGUGGAGAUUGAGUUUCAGAACCAGUACACUUUCUAUAUCACCAAUGUCAUAGUGCCUACCCUCCUUAUGGCCAUCAUCUGUUAUCUCACAUUUUUCUUCCGGCUCAACGACUUUCAGAACCGCAUCGUGAUUUCCCUGACGUCGAUGCUGGUACUGGCUACCCUCUUCACCCAGAUGAACCAGUCCAUUCCCAAGACUGCUUAUUUCAAAUUGAUUGAUGGCUGGUUCAUGUCUCUAAUUGUCCUAGACUUCUUGGUUGUUGUUAUUCACACUAUCAUUGAAAACCUCUGUGGAAUGAGAACUCCCUCAGUGAACAAAUCUGUCAAGCAUAGUUCCAUCCAAGUCGCAUGGUCUCCACAUGUGCAAUGUGACACCAAGGGUUUAAUUGUGGCACAGAAGGUGAAUGUUGCUUCCCAGAUCAUGUUCCCCUUCUUAAUUGCUCUCAUGUGCUCCAUUUUUGCUACUCUUGGCCAUUCUAGCUUAUAUAUGAAACCAUAACCAUAAACACAUUAGUGGAAGAGGCAGCACUGAUUUUACGGCUACAGAAACAUGGUACAAUUGAAAAGUUUCUUUGCCUCUGUAACACCAUGUUGCCUUACUGUUAGUAAAAUGGAAAGGCCUCAGUCAAGUUUUGAGUGGAGAGUUCUUCUAAAGCACAUGUAAAUGACUGUUUCCGAGUAUAUUAUCUGGAUAUUUCACUGAGUGACCACACUUUUCAGAACUUUGCUGUAGGAAUGUAGUACAUGUCCUGCCUAAACAUUGUAACACAGAUGAAAGCCUUAAAAUAUUCGCUGGUGAUGGUGUAGCUAAGACAAGUCAGGGAGCACAGCUUUUGUUUGUCAAGUGCAAGUUGUAUAAUUAUGUAAUCUUUUGCGUAGUUUUAAAUAAGAUAUCUUUUACUACCUGUUUCCUUUAUAACACUUGUAGAGGACUUUUUAACAGUACAGGAUAUCUUUGAUAAUUACAAAUUUCAAGAAAAUAUCUUAAGCCUUACAGAAAUUUUCCUGUUUAACUUUAGUGGUAUUGCAUACACUUUAUUUAGUGCACUUUAAUCAUAGCAACUUCUUGAAGAAUGCAAAGAUAACAAACUUUGAGUGUUUUACAAAAUGAAAUAGGAAUAAAUCUUAAUAUUCAACUUAUUUUGUCAUAUAAAUGAAUUAUCUGUAAAUGUGUACCUUUAUAGAAGAGUAUGAUUAAGCUGUUGUACUUAUGAACUAGGAGUAAGCUGGUUUAGAUUUACAAAUUAGAUCUAGAAGUUAAUAAUAUGCUAAAAUCAAACACAUUCAACAAUUCUGUAUAAUUGUUUAAAACCUCUGAUGUGAACUUCCACACAGUUUUACUUUAUGCAGACAUACAUCAUAAAAAAAUAUAUUUUGCAAUUCUUACUCAAAUAACACUUGACAUGUAUAAUACACAUGCUUCUGAAAAAUGAAAGGUAGAUAUUAAGAAAAUUAUUAGUCAUAUUUUAAAACCCUUUAUGAACCUUC
Messenger RNA from Penaeus vannamei (Pacific white shrimp), 1949 nucleotides. Lineage: Eukaryota; Metazoa; Arthropoda; Malacostraca; Decapoda; Penaeidae. The record is from RefSeq and is a predicted model, not a curated record.